CUCUUACACUUGUAUUUACCCCGGGGGAAAUUGUUGUUAUCAUCUUCAGAAAUGACGAAUUUGGGCAAUAUUGGGCUUUCCGCCUUAACUGCAAAGAACGAAAAUACUCUGGCUCUAGCCAACUUGAACUUUGAUUUCUCCCUCUUCAAGAUUGAAGCGCCCGCGCAGUUUCAGCCAUUAGGCAACACAUUGUCUCCAGGUCGUCGGACGGCUGCAGAGACUGGCGCAGCUCACAGAACAGCGCGGAAGCUUGGGGCGUUGUUUGAGCAGGUCGUAACGAUUCCGGACCAGCUCUUUGUCGCAUAUGGCACGCGCGUCUCGGAAAUUUCCAAGUCUGGGGCCAUCAGCUCAGAGAAGAGGAGAAAAUAUGGAGUCUUCUCAGGCCAUGUGGGUGCUGAUGGCACAAGCAUUUGGGCAGCGGCCACAUCUGGCAAGUCAGCCAUGGCAGUCAACUUGCUGGCAUGCAUGUUAGCACGCCUGUGGAGCUCCUCCGAGGCAAUCUCGAUCUGGGUCGAGCUCGUCGACGCUCGAAAGAGGCGGAUCGCAGAGCAGUGCGAUGGUAGCGAGCCGUCGCACGUUGUGCAGAUGGCCGCGGCUCAACAGGAGGUCACCCGAAAGGACUUGGCUGAAUGGGACGCAAGUGCACGUUCCUGGAUCUCCUUUGCGGACAAGGUCAAAGAAGCCGAGCACAAGAAAAUGGAGGGCGUUCUGCAGGGCAUUGACCUGCCUGUCGACAACAGCACCGAUGUAUACAAAAGCGUCAUGCGGGCCUGGGAUAAUGCAAUGUCGGCAAUGGGUAAACUCUUGCAGGGCAUGCCGCAGCUCGUCAAUGGAGCAGUGCUGAUUGCUAUGUCGGCGUGGCACCUUUAUCCUGACGUCGAGAAGUUCAGCACCCGCGCGGAGUGCGUCUAUUUCGGCGAUCAGCUCAUCCCACAAGGCGGCCACGUUACCACCGGCCUCGAAUACUACAAUGACGAGGAUUCACGCGGUAUCUACUGGUCUCUAUCUCUUGGUCACCUCAGAUUUUAUGGUGACCCGGUUGUCUCGACCGUCAGCUCUAUAGACGAGUCCAAGGUGUCUUUUGACGACUUCACCUUGGUCGUUCUUGGUGGCUUGUUAGGUCUGUGG
Cryphonectria parasitica EP155 is the source of this 1128-nucleotide messenger RNA. RefSeq lists its product as uncharacterized. NCBI's taxonomy places the organism in Eukaryota, Fungi, Ascomycota, Sordariomycetes, Diaporthales, Cryphonectriaceae. The record is from RefSeq and is a predicted model, not a curated record. The annotation marks the transcript as partial. The transcript has a single exon.